Clunio marinus is the source of this 1779-nucleotide messenger RNA. Lineage: Eukaryota; Metazoa; Arthropoda; Insecta; Diptera; Chironomidae. The record is from the annotation of a GenBank genome assembly.
AUGAAGAGUUUUCAAAUAUCGUCGUUCAUGAAAAGUUUUCAGAUUUUAAAUUACGAUAACAAACUUAAUGAAGCAAUAAAUGAAUUGAAUUUAGAUUUUAUGUCAAAAUUAUCUUCUAAUAUUCGGAUUAUAACAGGAAGUCAACAAAAGUUCUUAAGUGAAAUGAAAUUUACAUGGAAUAAUUUAAUGUCAUUUGAACUUAUGGAGAUAUCAACAAUUAACAGUUUCAAAUUAUUGCCAUCACGUGCUAACAUAUUCCUAAUAAAUUCAUCACACGACUUUGCUUUGAUAAACAUGAGGAAUUUUGAACGCGGUGGAUAUUUUCUUAUAAUCGUUGAAGAUUGUUCAAAAAUUGAUUCAGAUGAAAUAUUUCAAGCGGCAUGGAAACAAUACAUUUACAACGUUAAUAUUUUAUGUGAAAAUCAAGGGAUGUUAAUCGUUAAAACAUUUAUUCCCUUCCAACCGACAUCAUGUAGCAACACAUCAUCAGUCACUAUUCAGAAUUAUUCACGAAAAACCAUACGAAACUUUUUUCCUGAAAAAGUUAAAAAUCUUUUCGGAUGUCCAAUUAAGCUUGCAACAUUUGAAUAUCCGCCAAUUACAAUGAGAGAGAAGUUUGACAAUGGAACAUUUCGAUAUUAUGGAAGUGAAAUGGAUUUAGCUUUUGGACUAGCAGACGCGUUGAAUUUUUCAUACGAAAUAACGUUUAUCAUGAGAUCGGGAGCUUCAGGUUUAUUACUUGAGAAUGGAACUGCCACGGGCUUAUUGAAAGACACAAUAGAAGGCGAUGUAGAGUAUUUAACAGGAUUUUAUUAUCUGACUUAUGUGAGAACAAAAUACAUGAGUUUCACUCAAUCACACUACAGCAUUCCAUUGAUUAUCAUGAUUCCACCAGGUGAACAAUUUUCACCUUUCGAGAAGCUUUUCCAACCCUUCGAGAAAAUCGUUUGGUAUUGCUUGUUGGCUUCAUUCGGGAUAAGCAUUAUAGUCAUUAUGAUAAUUAAUCGGCAAGGAGAAAAGAUCAAAAACUUCAUUUUUGGAGAGAAAAUUAAAACUCCAUAUUUAAAUUUAAUCAUACACUUCGUUGGGAGCAGUCAUCACGUUCUGCCUUCGACAAACUUUGCUAGAAGUUUGUUAAUGAUGUUCAUGUUAUUUUGUUUAAUUCAACGAAGUAUUUAUCAAGGUUCUUUGUAUUUAUUUCUUCAGUCAGAUGGACGGAAACCAGAAGUGACAUCAGUCGAUGAAAUGAUUGAGAAAGAUUUUGUGUUUUACAUUCGAGAGACUUUGGAACAUAACAUCAGACAUAUGAAUUUUUACAAUCGCCGAAAAGUUGUUCAAUUUAAUGAUUAUCCUGAACUUCGAUUAAAGACUUUAGAUUCGUCAUUUAAAGGUGGAAUCAUUCAACCACUUCUUGAAGUGAUUUACUUGAAUGAACAGAACUAUAAAAAUUUCACGUUCAACGUUCUCAAAGAAUAUUUGUUCGACGUUCAAAUCGUGAAUUAUUAUCCGAAAGAUUUUUAUCUUGCAAAAGCUUUAAAUGACAAAAUUGGCACACUGAAAGCAGCAGGACUUGUGACGCUUUGGAUGGAUCGCUACAUUGAUAAAAGUUAUAUUAAAAUUAACAAACAAAAAACCAGCGCAAGAAGAUUAAAUAUCAAGCAACUCUUUGGUGGUUUUCAAGUGCUGCUUAUUGGAGUCUCAUUAGGAUUUGCGUGCUUUUUAUUAGAAAUAUCUUCACCUCUAAAACAUUUUCAAUUUCUAAGAAAAAUUUUCUUGUGA